GCCAGCUUUCCGCAGUCUGUGGCCGUCAGGACUCCCAGAGUGAAAGAGUGUGUGGAAAAACGAAAAUUCAAUCCGACACGCAAUGAGGAAAAGUUAUUGUCACCUGAGCUACAGUGAAAUUGGAAAAACAAAAAGGACUCCUGGUCCAAGGCCUAUCAAUUUGCGACAAGCCAAUCCGAUCCGGCUCUAAAUUCCCGGCCAGGUCACUGACUCCGAAACGCCAGGUAAUUUGCGAUCUGCCAUCUCUCUCAAUGCCUGUUCAAAUAGAAAAGAUAUUGCAUUAGAAAAGAACUAGAAGAAUCGGGAGCUUUCGGAGAUGGCGCCAUUCAAGCUUAAGUUCCGCAUGGGGAGCUCGAGGAGCACCUCGCAGGAGCAACACGAUCCGGAUCCGCAGGUCAACGAGGCCCUCCUGGGCGCCCAGCAACACCAGAGCCACCACCACCAUCAGCAGCAGCACCACCACCAGGAGACGGUGGAGGCUAGCAGCAGCUCCAGCCUCGACCUGGCGGAUUGCAGCAGCCUCGGCCAGAUGAGCAGCGAGCGGAAGCUGCUCCUGCCCCCCACUAGUGGCAGCAGCGGGUGCGGCAAUGGCAUGCGAUUGGGAUAUUUGAAUCAGAGUCGCACUCCGUGCAUCAAUGAAUCUCUCACGGAUACGGAUGCCGACAACGUGCCCACCACCCCACCGCCUUCCUAUGAGCAUGUUCUAGAGGAGAACACUCGGCUGUCCCAGCACCAGCGUCAAUUGUCCCUGGACAGCGCCACUCCCAACCAGAACAGCCGGCGCAGUUCGGCGAACAGCUCCCGGCACAGUGCCGCCCAGCUAAGCGCCGCCUUGGAACAGCUGACAGGUGGCGUCAGCGGUGGCAGCAACAGCAUCUGCAACGAUCCCGACUGUGUCCAGAAUCUGAACCAGAACUACACCAGCUGCAACAUCCACAACGGCAGCAGCAACGGCGGCAACGGGAACGGCAGCCACCACAGCGGCAGUAACAACAACAACGACGGAGAACAGAUCAUCGAAGGUGUCACAGAGCUGGAGCUGCGAAGCGACCUCGAAGAGGAGGAGCAGCUGAGCAUCAACGAGUUCCUGCUGGAAUCGGAGAUGGCAGCGUCGCCGUCACGAGGUCGGAUGUCCGGCAAUCGGGGAGAGUGCUCGGAUGAUCAGUGCGUGCAGUGCUCGGAGGGCGAGAGCCACUUCGAAGGAGAUGGGGCAAGUACCAGUAGCCAGGCGGCGGCAGCAGCUGCAGCGGGCGGGCACAGCUUCUACGAUCCGCUCCUGAACCGAGGCAGUUACUCCAAUUACAAUGAGGGAGGAAAUACAAGUUCAGGUUCCGGCUCCGGCAAUAAUCAAAUCUGCCAGGAGGCCUGCUGCAGCGGAUCGACUUCAUCCCGUGGCGAUCGCCGGCAAGGACAGCAGCCCAACUGCCACACCAGCCUCCUGACUCCGGAAAUGAUGAGCAACAAGACCAGCAAGGAGAUCUACAAGGACCUGGCCAAGCAGUGGGGCAUCACAUGCAAAAUGUCGGAGAGUUGUCGCUGCAUGGAGUGUCAGAGCCACUACUUUGACUGCGACUAUGACGAUAAUGAGCAUCAGAAGACGGAUGGCGGACUGGGCGCUGGAACGCCCAUGUUCAUCAGCGAGGUGAUGCACGGAUCGGGAUGCAACAUAUUGUAGAGGAAUUAAGGUCCACCAUCAAGGACUCUCUUUGGGAUUCGCGGGCUUAGGAUUUGCUGAACUACUACAGUUAUUUAGUUACCAUUUAGUAAUCGUAUGUGUGAGUCUGUGCGAGGGAGAUUAGAGGGAGGAACAAAUCGCGUAAUUAGCACUGAAUGUUUGCACAUUAUUCUAAGGUAAUGCUGCACUGAUAUUAUGUUUUCGUACUAUAUAGAGAAUCGAGAAGGCCAGCCGCUUUAGAGGCUUUAAAAGUAGUUUUGGAAGGACAAUGGACGAAUCGGUAUAUACAUACGAGUAUAUAUUUUUUUGGGUUAACCGUUUAGGUCUGACCGGAAUCGAAGUUUGCAAAUCGACGAAUGAAUUAUAAAGUUAAUAAGAUAAGUAAUUACCCACCUUGCAGAUGAACAUCUAAAUAUCCUUGAGUGUGUUCUUUUUCGAAGCUC
Molecule: messenger RNA, 2118 nt
Organism: Drosophila ananassae
Lineage: Eukaryota; Metazoa; Arthropoda; Insecta; Diptera; Drosophilidae
Product: probable serine/threonine-protein kinase MARK-A
Exons: 6
Coding region: 317-1675 (452 amino acids)
Source: RefSeq, a predicted model, not a curated record